This is a messenger RNA of Aspergillus ibericus CBS 121593, 1566 nucleotides long. RefSeq names its product alpha/beta-hydrolase. The record is from RefSeq and is a predicted model, not a curated record. The coding region runs from base 1 to 1566 and encodes 521 amino acids. Lineage: Eukaryota; Fungi; Ascomycota; Eurotiomycetes; Eurotiales; Aspergillaceae. The transcript has 2 exons.
AUGAGAUUCACACCGGGACCUCUGGCCUUGACCUUCCUUGUGCCAGGCGUUUUAGCAUCACAAUGUCACAACUCGUCUGUGGAUGGGGGUGAGAAUUUGACUGUCCGGACGCGUACCGGAGUGUACACCGGUGUGGUCGAGGAUCAGUACCCUAACACACGCAUUUUCAAGUCGAUUGCUUUCGCGGAACCCCCUGUGGCCUCACGGAGAUGGUUGCCUCCCGCCAAACUCCCCAACUCCACGACGCAUCAUACUACGUACCAUUAUCCGCCUUCCUGCCCGCAGUUUGUAUCAUCCACGGCAUCCCUGUGGAACCAAUACCUAGGGGAGGGGGAUGAGAUUUAUAAUGGAAAUCAAGGAUACAGCUCCGGCCUCGUGGGAGAGGCGACAUCUGAAGACUGUUUAUACCUCGCCGUCUGGACACCAACUAAUGCCACGGCUGCAUCCAAGCUCCCGGUGCUAUUCUUCAUGACUGGCGGGGCUUUCACGACUGGAGGCAUCAACAUCGGGUGGCAGAAACCAACCAACUGGGUUGAGCGGACCCAGGAACAUAUCGUCGUGACCAUCAACUAUCGGGUCAACAUCUUCGGCUGGCCCAACGCACGGGGACUCAAGGAGCAGAACCUGGGUAUAAUGGAUCAGCGAGCAGCCCUGGAAUGGGUGUAUGAAAAUAUCGAGCAGUUCGGUGGUGACCGCUCCAAGAUUGUGCAGUGGGGCCAGUCGGCUGGCUCCCAGAGUGUCGACUUCCACUCUUAUGCCUACUACGACAACCCACUGGUGCGUGGGUACUUCAUGCAGUCUGGUACGGCACUGAAGUCUCUCGGCUUCUCCGAUUACGAGCAGACCAACUUCACCUAUGUCGCCAAGCAGUUUGGCUGUGACUUUCCGUGUGACGCCGCGGCUGAGCUGGAGUGCAUGCGGCGAAUUCCCUACGCGCAAAUCUCAAAUUUCAUUGGCCACUUUAGUGUUGUGCCCGACGAGCGCCUAAUCUUCAGCGAUUAUUCUGCCCGCUCAGCUGCGGGGAAGAUCGCUCGCCGGCCCGCCAUCAUCUCGAACUGCGCCAACGAAUACGCUUCGUUGAUCACGUAUCCCGUGAACAACCUUACCGCAGGCCCGGACCCGGCUGCAGUAUUGGAGGGUGAUCUGACUGACUGGAUGUGCCCCACCGCUAACUCGACGCUCCUCCGCAAUGAGCAGAACAUUCCGGUCUACCGGUACCAGAAUGCCGGACAGUACCCGAACCUGAACCCAUUCCGCUGGCUCGGUGCUUACCAUGCCAGCGACCUGCCGAUGAACUUUGGCACUUAUCCCAUCCAGGAAUACCUGGGAAACAGCACUGCCUUCGAGGCCGAGGUCAGCCUGGCCAUGCAAGAGCACAUCCUUGCCUUCUUGAAGGAUCCUUUGAACGGGCCGCAGUUGCUGGGCUGGGAACCAGUCAAUGCUUCGUCCCAAACGGGCGGCAAAGUCCUUCGGUUCGGUGCUGAUGGUAAGGCGGUUCAGCAGGUGGACCGCAUUGAGGUAGACGGACCGUGUCGGGGGAUUGGAAAAUAUGAUCAGUUCCCGUGA